AUGAGAACUUAGAGAAUCAUACAAGUCAAGAUGCUUCGAGCUCUUUGAUUUGCUUAUAAUCUGAAUUUCAUUUCGUCAACAAAAAAAAAAACAACAAAAAAAGAUGAUCAAGCAAUGGUUUUCUUCCUAUCAAAGCCUCUUCAUAAUUUUGUUAUUACUAGUCUCGGUUCUCUAUAUAUUCUUAACCAAACGCACUUCCAAAGCACUGAAUCUGCCACCGUCCCCACAAUGGCUGCCGGUGAUCGGAAACCUCCUCCAGAUCGGACCACUCAUUCACCGUUCGUUAGACGCCUUAUCUAAGAAACAUGGCCCUCUAAUGCUCCUCAGGCUCGGUAGCUUCCCCACCCUCGUUCUCCAAUCCUCCCAAGCUUUCCAAGAGAUCAUCAGAAUCCACGACCCAGAUUUCUCAAACCGUCCCAUCUUCUACGCCUCCCACCUCUUUGCCUACAAGGCACGAGACAUUGUCUUCUGCCCUUAUGGUGAUGCCUGGAGGCAAUCCCGCAAGAUCUGCCUUCUCCACCUCCUUAGCAGCAAAAUGGUCAAAGAACUGCGUUCCAUUCGAGAUGAAGAGAUUGCGGAAAUGGUCAGAGAGAUCGACAGGUUGAUAGCCAGAGGAUCCAAGACGGUGGUGAAUAUCAACGUAUUGUUAUACGAUUUGGCUGUUAACGUGAUCUGUACAUCGGCUGCUGGCGGUAAAUCCUAUGUGGCGGCUUACAAAGCACUGUUGAGGGACGCUCAGAAAUUAGCGGCCCAGUUUUGCUUCGAAGAUGUAUUUCCAUGGCUGGGAUGGGUGGAUGGCUUGACAGGCUACAGAGCAAAUGUGAGACAUUCUUUUGGGGAUUUAGAUCGUCUGUUGGAGCAGAUAAUCCGUGACCAAUCCGAAAAAAUUGCAGCGAAUGUUAAGCCUCAUAGGAAGAACUUUGCGUAUGCACUUGUACGGUUGCAGAGAGAAGGGAAGCUUGACAUUGAGCUCGACCUUGAUAACAUCAAAGGAAUCUUACAGAGCAUGUUGGCGGCGGCAACAGACACAGUUCCAUCGAACAUGGAGUGGGCAAUGGCUGAGCUCCUGAGGCAUCCGAAUGUGCUCCGGAAAGCGCAAGAGGAAGUGCGAAGAGUGGUGGGAUCAGGCAAAGAGAGAGUAGAGGAAAGCGAAAUCGAGCAGAUGAAGUACCUGAAAAGCGUGAUCAAAGAGUCUCUGAGAUUGCACGGCUCUGGUAUAUACACGAGGGAGACUUCCAAAGACAUCAAGCUCUGCGGGUACGACAUCCCGGCCAAGACGAGAGUGAUCAUCAACAACUGGGCAUCGCAUAGAGACCCAACAAUCUGGGAGAAUCCAGAGGAGUUUAUACCAGAGAGAUGGGUUAGCUGCAUGGACGGGGAAGAGAUGAAAGGGAAGUACAUUCCGUUUGGGUUUGGGAGGAGGAUUUGCCCAGGAAUGAAUUACGCGGUGGCCAUGAUGGAAACACUAGUGGCGAAUCUGCUGUAUCUGUACGAUUGGGAGCUGCCGGAGGGGGUGACGCCGGACAAUAUGGAUGUGUCGGAGAAAUUUGCGCAGGCCAUUCACCUUAAACACCCUCUCAUGCUCGUUCCUCUCAAGCCUUAAUUCUUACCGCGUCCCAAAUGUAUUAAAUAAAAGCGUGGGCUAUGUGUAUGUCUUUUGAAGGCCAUCGACUGCUCUGCUUCCACGAAAAGUUGUCUGUCUCUUCCUCUCAAUUCUACAUCUCUCAGUUUCUACAAUCUU
Tarenaya hassleriana is the source of this 1741-nucleotide messenger RNA. Its product is annotated as cytochrome P450 71A1-like. Gene Ontology annotation, molecular function: monooxygenase activity; oxidoreductase activity, acting on paired donors, with incorporation or reduction of molecular oxygen; heme binding. The transcript is spliced from 2 exons. NCBI's taxonomy places the organism in Eukaryota, Viridiplantae, Streptophyta, Magnoliopsida, Brassicales, Cleomaceae. The record is from RefSeq and is a predicted model, not a curated record. Bases 104 to 1603 code for a protein of 499 amino acids.